Molecule: messenger RNA, 954 nt
Organism: Ramularia collo-cygni
Lineage: Eukaryota; Fungi; Ascomycota; Dothideomycetes; Mycosphaerellales; Mycosphaerellaceae
Product: related to F1F0-ATPase complex assembly protein ATP11
Exons: 1
Coding region: 1-954 (317 amino acids)
Biological process (GO): mitochondrial proton-transporting ATP synthase complex assembly
Cellular component (GO): mitochondrion
Source: RefSeq, a predicted model, not a curated record
AUGAAUCCAUCCGGACUGCUUUUCCGGCGCUGUACCGGCAGGGUACAGGCGCCCUUUCGACAAAAACGAUGGGCUCAGGUAUCCGAUGUGCGAUUCUACGCAGCACAACAGGAUCCAACGGAAAAGUACCGUGAAGCAUUGGAGAGGAAGGCGAAAGAGAAGGGCCUCAAGGACGCAGAAGAGCUGAGACGGGCAUAUGCAGACCGCAUCACAGCGUUGCGGAAGGAGGCCGUGGUCCCUGGUAUGAAUGCUCCCAUCAACGGACAGACACAAGCAGCACCGCCAGCCCCGGAGAACGCAUCGCAAAGCGUGCCUUACCAACCGCCACCUCCCCCUCAGCCGCAAAAGUCAGCAUCCAGUAUCCCCAAAGGUGAUGCGCCUGUCAAGACUCUUUCCAGCUUUAUCGAUGUGGAAAAGACGGCAGAAUUGCCGCACAAAGAAAUCGAGACCAUAUGGCGGCUGAGACACGUGCGGGAUGCUCAGAGCUUGUGUGCUGUUAUGCAGUCGGAUACUUGGAACCGCAUCGCUUCGAACGCUCGGAAACAUCCACAAUUCAUCCUGCCGAUCCCUCGAGAAGGCCAAGGUGCAGAGAUACAUUUCUUGCAGUGGACAUUCCCUACAGAAACGACGACAACCGUCCUCUUCACCCAUUUGGCCGAGUUUAAGCUGCGUGGGGAGUAUGYGCAACCGCAUACCGUCGUCACGCAUCACCUCGAUCUGCUCAACAAGGGCAUCGUCUUGAUGGAGGGACGCGUGCAGGAGAACCGCGGUGUCAGUGUCGACGAGGGCAAGUUCUUGCUCAUGACGCUGCAGAAGUUUUAUGGAUUCGAAGCUCUGAGUGGCAUUGCGAGAGAAAGUGCAGCGAAGAGGAGCCAGCUGAUGCAGCAGUUCAGUGGUGGAGAUGCGAGCUUCAAGGUGGAAGACCUCCUGGAAGAGGCAGAGAAGGUACCGUGA